Messenger RNA from Nanorana parkeri, 1955 nucleotides. RefSeq names its product NIPA like domain containing 2 (gene NIPAL2). NCBI's taxonomy places the organism in Eukaryota, Metazoa, Chordata, Amphibia, Anura, Dicroglossidae. Gene Ontology annotation, biological process: magnesium ion transport. Gene Ontology annotation, molecular function: magnesium ion transmembrane transporter activity. The record is from RefSeq and is a predicted model, not a curated record. The transcript is spliced from 11 exons. Bases 195 to 1253 code for a protein of 352 amino acids. Gene Ontology annotation, cellular component: membrane.
GUAGGAAGUGAUCGCACACUGGGAAUUUCUCUUGCCAGCAAAGCUAGUGCCUCUGUGCACCAGCUGUGAUCCUUCACACCCAGCCAGGGUCUAGUGGCAGCCCUGAGCAAACUGAUGCCAACUUUCUGUAAACAGCCAAUCAGUCCGUCCCUUUGCCCCUCUCUGAUUAAGGGGAAGUGGACAUUAGGGGCCCAAUGGCUUCCCUACUUGACAACCUAACAUCGGGGGAACCCCAUGACAAUAGUACGGAAAUAUCCAGCCUCUGGGAUGGCUCAAACAAGAAUGAAAUCCUUGGCAUUAUUUUAUCAAUUAUUGGAAGUUUCCUAAUAAGUAUAUCUCUUAAUCUGCAGAAAUACACACAUGUACGAUUAGCGCAACAGCAGAAUCCCAUCCCAUAUUACAGAAGCAAGCUCUGGUGGUGUGGAAUCUUACUAAUGGGAAUUGGUGAACUGGGCAACUUUGCUGCUUAUGGCUUUGCCCCAGCAACACUCAUCGCCCCUUUAGGAUGUGUCGCUGUUAUAGGAAGUGCAGCAAUCUCUGUUCUGUUCUUAAAAGAAUCUUUGAGGGCCUCUGAUGUAAUAGGUGGGACCUUAGCGAUUACGGGUACAUAUCUUCUGGUGACAUUUUCACCAAAUGUAUCUGAGGAUGUAACUGCACUGAAAGUAGAGCGAUCUGUUAUAAGCUGGCAGUUCUUAGUUUACUUGGUCCUCGAAGUUAUUGUGUUCUGCAUCUUGCUCUACGUGUACAGGAGAAAAGGGGUGAAUCAUAUUGUGGUUUUGCUACUUCUGGUAGCUUUGUUGGCCUCGGUGGCAGUGAUUUCAGUUAAAGCGGUUGCUGGCAUGAUAGCGAUGACCUUGAAGGGGGAGAUGCAGCUGACAUAUGCCAUAUUCUACGUCAUGGUUGUUCUAAUGGUUGCUUCUUGUAUCUUCCAGGUCAAAUUCUUAAAUCAGGCAAUGCAGCUUUACAAUGCAACGGAGGUGGUGCCAAUUAACUAUGUGUUCUUCACAACCAGUGCUAUACUCGCAGGUGUAAUAUUUUAUCAGGAAUUCCGAGAUGCAGCAUUAUUGAAUGUAUUUAUGUUUAUAUUUGGGUGUUUUUUGUCGUUCCUUGGAGUUUUCUUAAUAGCUAGAAAUCAAGAGAAACGUUCUUUCCAAGAGCCGUAUAUAAAUUUUGGAGAGAUUCCUGGAAAGGAAACCAUGGAUAAAAUCCAACCAAAUUCAAACAGCGUUACAUAUGGGACUCUGCUUAAUUAGUUACUCACACAGCAGCUAAGGCAAAAUAGAUGAAAGUGAGAGAAACAGGGUCAGAGAGAGGAAGCGUUUAUUUAUUGCCCAAGAUUUUCAACACUGUGUCAUGUCUGCGUGUCGGAUACAUUUCUGCUCCUUUUUUAUGUUUAUUUUUGUUUCAUGAAUCUUAAGUUUUCUCUAGACCCUUUGAUGUCUUUACAGUUUCAAAUCUCCAAUGCUGUACAAUCUACAUAGCUUAGUCUGGUCCAGGUUUGCUAAUGAUAAACUCAAAAGUGUUUCUGCAGAUUACUUUCUGUCCUGUGGAAAAUGGUUUGUUUCUGUAACAUCUUCUCAGGGAGAUGGAAGUUUUGGAGUUUUCAGACUCUAAAUGCUAACAAUACAGAGGAUGUAAUGAGCGUUUCAUGAUACCUCAGGGCUAUAAGGACGGAUGGCGAAGCUGAGCAAAUGUUCUGUUUGAAGAGAUUGCAUACAUUUCAUUAACAUGUCUCCAGUUUUGGGAUCAUUGAGAGUUUAUCUAGUGUGCCUCUCAUUGUUCGCAUAUAAUUUCAUAAACCAUGCUUAAUAUAACCUCCUAGUGUCCUUAUUUGGCUGGACAGCUUCUAAGGCAGAAGGAAAAAACUUUUUUUGCCCAAAUAAGUAGAAAUUCUGGUGAUCUGAGCAUAUUGCCUGCACAGCCGAAAGGGCCAGAUUCCACUCCUUAAAGCUGAA